Candoia aspera is the source of this 2004-nucleotide messenger RNA. RefSeq names its product gap junction protein gamma 2 (gene GJC2). The transcript has 2 exons. The coding region runs from base 247 to 1497 and encodes 416 amino acids. Gene Ontology annotation, biological process: cell-cell signaling. The record is from RefSeq and is a predicted model, not a curated record. Gene Ontology annotation, molecular function: gap junction channel activity. Gene Ontology annotation, cellular component: connexin complex. Lineage: Eukaryota; Metazoa; Chordata; Lepidosauria; Squamata; Candoiidae.
GGCCCAGGGAGACAUGGAAUGGGACAGAAGAGGGACCAGGAUCUUCUGGAGUGAUGGCGCAUGCCAGUGAUCCAGGACACGGAAUUGCUUUUGAAGUUUGUUUCGUCUGGGUGGUGAAUCACUGCUGGGUUCAGAUAUAUUUUGCACCUGCUCUUCAUUCUAAGGACUGUGGUUGGCAGGCCCUGCGGUGGAUGGAGGCCACGUGGGACAAAGGCUUUUGCUGAGCGCCGUAAAUGAUUAGCCCCUAUGACAAACAUGAGCUGGAGUUUCCUGACCCGCCUGCUGGAAGAGAUCCACAAUCACUCCACCUUCGUGGGGAAGAUCUGGCUCACCGUCCUCAUCGUCUUCCGCAUCGUGCUGACGGCCGUCGGAGGCGAGUCCAUCUACUCGGACGAGCAGAGCAAGUUCACCUGCAACACCAAGCAGCCGGGCUGUGACAACGUCUGCUACGAUGCCUUCGCGCCCCUUUCGCACGUCCGGUUCUGGGUCUUCCAGAUCAUCAUGAUCUCUACCCCCUCCGUCAUCUACUUGGGCUACGCCAUCCACCGGAUCGCGAGGUCCUCGGAGGAGGAGAAGAAGAGGUUUCGGAAUUUCAAGAAGAGGAAGCAGUUCGUGCUCAACUGGCAGGCGGCCCAGAAUCUGGAGGACUCCCUGGGCGCAGAGGAGGAGCCCAUGAUCGCUGAGGAGGUGGCGGAAAACGAGGAGAAGAAGACAAAGGAGGAGGAGAAGAAGGGGCAGAAACAUGACGGCAGGAGGCACAUCCAGGAAGAGGGGCUGAUGAAGAUUUAUGUCUUCCAGCUUCUCACCAGAGCCUCCUUCGAAGUGUGUUUCCUGGUAGGGCAGUAUAUGCUCUAUGGCUUUGAGGUCAGACCCUACUACCUUUGCAGCCGAGACCCCUGCCCCCACAACGUCGACUGCUUUGUGUCGAGGCCCACGGAGAAGACCAUCUUCCUCCUGGUGAUGUACGUGGUCAGCUGCCUUUGCCUGUUGCUCAACCUGGCAGAGAUGUGCCACCUGGGCAUCGGCACCAUUCGCGACGCCAUCCGUGAGCGGAAAAUCCACAGCUUCCGGCAGCCGCCUUACAAUUACGCCGCCUACCCAAAGAACAUCUCCUGCCCGCCGGAGUAUAACCUGGUGGUGAAGUCGGAGAAGCAGGCCAAGAUCCCCAACAGCCUGAUGGCUCACGAGCAGAACUUGGCCAACGUGGUCCAAGAACAGCAGUGCACCAGCCCCGACGACAACAUCCCCCCGGAUUUGUCUACCCUCCAUAAACACUUGCGGGUGGCUCAGGAGCAGCUGGACAUUGCUUUCCAGAGCUACAACGGCACUCAGGGGAACAGCCAGCCCUCGAGAACCAGCAGCCCGGCCUCCAGCGGGUCGAUGGCAGAGCAGAAUCGAGCCAACGUUGCCCAGGAGAAACACGGGGCCAAGCCGAAAGCCAGUUCGGAGAAGGGUAGCGUGAAUGGCAAAGACGGGAAAAACUCGGUGUGGAUCUAGAGCAGGGUGAACAGGCCAAGGGCCCCAACUGCCUGGUGGCUGCGCAUCAGGAAAAGGGGGGUGCCUUCUUUGAUGAAAUGGGCUUUGUUUCGGAGAACCCUAGGCGUAGACAAGGCCGAAGCGGGAGUGCCAUCCGGUAGUUGACCAGAGGCCUUUGCUUAAUUCCUUGGUUUGUAUAUGCUCCCCCCUUUCAUUUUCUGGGAAAAGCAGAAUCUGUGCCCUCCGAUGGCAGCGCGGGAAGGAUCCGUCCUCGACGUUUGUCCUCGUCCUUCCAGGGAAGAUUCAAACACGGUGCUGAUUGCAAGAUUUAUCCUUCGACUUGAGGCUCCAGAGAGCAGACGAGAGAGAAUGCAGUUUCUCCAAGGGGCUGUCAGUCACCCCUUGGCACGAGAGCCCACCUUCCCAACCUGCCUUGCUCGGUUGGGGUUCUCAGGUAUAACCUCCCUUUCUAAACUGGCGGCAUUCAGCACGUCAUCCUACGCCGUCCCUCCCUCCCUUUUUUCCCAC